Naumovozyma dairenensis CBS 421 is the source of this 1071-nucleotide messenger RNA. It is a transcript of the gene CIA1, whose product is annotated as iron-sulfur cluster assembly protein CIA1. Lineage: Eukaryota; Fungi; Ascomycota; Saccharomycetes; Saccharomycetales; Saccharomycetaceae. The record is from RefSeq and is a predicted model, not a curated record. Gene Ontology annotation, biological process: iron-sulfur cluster assembly. The transcript has a single exon. Gene Ontology annotation, molecular function: protein binding. Gene Ontology annotation, cellular component: cytosolic [4Fe-4S] assembly targeting complex. The coding region runs from base 1 to 1071 and encodes 356 amino acids.
AUGUCAUUGAAAUUAGUAAAAUCUUUAAAAUUACAAAAUGAUAAAUUAUGGUCAUUAGAUUUCGCCCAUGGUUUAUUAGCCACUGGUUCCACUGAUAGAAAAAUCAAAAUUAUAAGUGUGAAAGAUAAAGAUCAUGUUAAAUUGGUUGAUGUCCUUGAUGAUACUGUUCAUAAGAAGGCAAUUAGAUCUGUGGCUUGGAGACCACACUCUAAUUUAUUAGCUGCUGGUUCAUUCGAUUCUACAGUUUCCAUCUGGUCUAAAGAAUCUUUCGAUGAUUUAGAAAUUGAAGAUGAUGAUGAGGAAACUAAUGAUUCAACAGCGGCGACUGAUGAACGCACUUUGGAAAUGGACCUCUUGGCUAUCAUUGAAGGACAUGAAAAUGAAGUUAAGGGAAUUGCCUGGUCUCAUGAUGGUUAUUUGUUAGCUACAUGUUCAAGAGAUAAGAGUGUUUGGAUUUGGGAAACUGAUGAAACUGGGGAAGAAUAUGAAUGUGUUAGUGUUUUACAAGAGCAUUCUCAAGAUGUGAAACACGUCGUAUGGCAUCCAACUUUGCCUCUACUUGCAUCAAGUUCAUAUGAUGAUACCAUUAGACUUUGGAAAGAUUAUGAUGAUGAUUGGGAAUGUGCAGCGGUUUUAAAUGGCCACGAGGGGACCGUUUGGUGUUCUGAUUUUGAGAAAAUGCUAGAUUUAACUGAAGAAACUUGUAAUGAUAGAUUAAGACUAUGUAGUGCAAGUGACGAUUCUACUGUACGUGUUUGGAAAUACAUUGCCGAUGAUGAAGAUGGCCAACAAGAAUGGGAAUGUGAAGCUAUCUUACCCGCGGUCCACGCUAGACAAAUUUAUAGUGUAUCAUGGGGCCCAAACGGGUUAAUCGCUAGUACCGGUUCCGAUGGUACAUUAGCCAUAUAUAAGGAAACUGAAAAUCAUGAUUGGGAAGUGAUUGCUAAACGUGAACUAUGCCAUGGUGUUUAUGAAGUUAAUAUCGUAAAGUGGAUAGAUGUUAAUGGCAAAAUGCUACUGGCCACCGGAGGGGAUGAUGGUUGUGCAAACCUAUGGAGUUGGGAUGAAUGA